UCCAACCGCAGUGGGCAGACUGUCACAUACCUGGGGAAGUUUGCCUUUGACACCCCUCCAUCAGGUAGCAUAGGAGGUUCAGGCUGGUGCUCUGAUAAUAACAUUAUCAGUCUGGUAAGCGCGGGGAUCCUGGGGGUAUCUCCAUCACCUGGCUCGGUUACAGCGCAGACGUCGUCCUCUGCAGCCAGCAUGGGUGGACAAACGUCUGACAUGGAGCAGGUUUAUUGUCCACCACUACCUGCUUACCCCACUUGCAGUGACCUCUACCAGGACCAGGUCUCCUUUCACCACAGCCCCGCCACCAGCACAGCUCUACCCUACUCUAGUAAUGACUAUCACUCCACAUCCAAAGGCUCCAUGGAUGGAAGCCUUUUCUCCAUGAUCCCUGACUACAACAUUUUCCACCAUCAGGGUGAUGUUGGCGUGAUGGAACACAAGCCCUUUCAGACCAUGGACCCUAUCCGGGUCAACCCUCCGCCCAUCACACCACUGGAGACCAUCAGGGCGUUUAAAGACAAGCAGCAAAUUCACCCAGGUUUCAUCGGUGGACAGCAGCACCCUCCUCAGCACCACCCACCGCCACAGACUCUCACCCUA
Molecule: messenger RNA, 597 nt
Organism: Cynoglossus semilaevis (tongue sole)
Lineage: Eukaryota; Metazoa; Chordata; Actinopteri; Pleuronectiformes; Cynoglossidae
Product: early growth response protein 3-like
Exons: 1
Source: RefSeq, a predicted model, not a curated record